UUCAAACUUGCAGCUCCAAAUUUGUGCUUCUGCAGACACAGAAACCCCUCAUUCACAUGCUAACAUAAUUUAAUGUUAAAAUCAGAUAUUUAGAUGAAGGGCUAUUUUCAAAUAUGUACACAACUUGCAGUUGCAGUACUGUUUCCACAUAUUUAAUAACAAAUGAAAUUUUGUUGCACAGAAAGUUCAUAGAUUUGGAUACUCAUUGCCGUCUGCACAGAAAGUUGUGGAAUUUGGAGCCAUAGUUACUGGUUCCAAGGCCUAAAGCUUCCAACUUUGUUUGAUUUUCUGUUUUGGUUGCUGAGAAAAUGCAUGAAGGGAACUAUGUGCAAUUCUGGAUUUUGCUUAAGCCUUUGUUCUGAAAACUUGUUCGGUUCUUAGUCAAAGUAACAUAAGUAGUUGACAUGGUUGUUUGACUGAACUUUCUGCUUUGGCACUGUUCCGGAGAAAAGGUUUCAAGUGUUAUAGUUGUUAAUUGCUAUCCUUCUUUCUUAGUUUCUGGCUUUUGAGUUCUCUGUAAACUGGGAGAGAGAUUUCAUGUGUGAAACUUGAAUUGAACUUCUUUGAUCAAUGAAGAUUCUGCUGGUUUUCUAGCAGGAAAUGGUUGUCAGAGGUGGUGUUGAUCAUUUUGAUCAUUGAAAGUUUGUAUUAUUAGUGUUUUAAUCGGAUAUGAGUCAGUCUCCUUCCUUUAAAGUUAAAGAAGAACUUAGUCCCAGUCUUGAUCCAGAGUCUUUACAGAGAUGGAUUGUUGCUUUAUGUGCUAUAAGGUUUGAUCUUGAACAAGGCCAACUCGUAGAAGUAUGUUAUCCACCUGGUUGUCUUACACAUGAUGAGGAACUGGAGAUUGCUUAUAGUUCGUUUCCAGAUUCUAUUUCCCAGCAACAAAAUCGCUCCACCAUUCAUGAUUGUAUCUUCUUUUUCCGAUUCCGUAGGCACCUUAAAUGUCAAACCAGCAAUGCCACUCAUUCCAAGAUAACUGAAGUGGACAAGGAGUUUUCUCUAAAGUCCAUAGAUAAAAAUAGUGUUAGUAAAAGAUUAUCCAGUACAAGUAGUGGUAAUGUUUCUAAAUACAUGUAUGGCUUUGUCUUUAAUAGACAGAGACACGAUGAGAGGCUAAAGCGAGGAGGGGAGCAGAAGUCUGUGGUUAUUUUGUCCCACAGUCCUUAUUCUAGUGUGUUCAGGCCUUUAUUACAAAUUGUAGGUCCCUUAUAUUUUGACAUUGGUAAGAUAGCACUGGAGCAUAUUGCUGCUUAUGUUUCAACAUGGCCUGCUCCUGUUCCUGGUAAGUUAAUGGAUCUUCCAAUUGGGAAUACAAUGCUUAAAGUGAACCUGCCACCUGCACACAGCUUGCCCAUGGAAAAUGGAGUAUCUCUUGAUGAAUCUGCUGCUCCUGUGGCUCCUUUUCUUCCUAAUAAUCAGUAUAUCCCACAGGGCCUUUUUCACGAUUCAGAUCUGUUUGGUGCUUUUCGUGGCCUUCUAUUGCAGCUUUGGUUGUUAUGGGAGUUGUUACUCGUUGGUGAACCCAUUCUUAUCAUUGCACCAACCCCUCCCCAAUGUUGUGAGGCCGUUGCUAGUCUUGUGAGUUUGGUUGCACCAUUACUUUGCAGUGUUGACUUCCGGCCUUAUUUUACUAUUCAUGAUCCUGAGUUUGCAUGCUUGAACUCAAUUCGAGAAGGGGAAACCUUCCCCCCAAUGGUUUUAGGGGUGACAAAUAUUUUCUUCCUUAAGGCUCUCCGUAAAAUCCCCCACAUUGUCUCAGUUGGUAGUCCACCUCCUAGUUCAAACAGGGUACCCCUUUCGACUAGGUCUUCUACUGGAAAGGUUUCCAAUAGACCUGAAAGUCUUGGGCUUCAACAACUUUCCCUGCAGAAGUUUUCUCCUUCAAGUUUAUUGAAUGCAAUUAAGCUACGGAGAGAAGGUCCUCUUUGUCUCAUGACACAACAUAAGGAAGCCAUUUGGACUACAUAUUCUGCCACAACUAAGCCAGACACCUCUAUUUUAAAUAGGCUUAUAGAUGCUGGCAUGUCGCCAAGAGUUGAGGAGUCAAUGUCAGUUGUUAACAAUGAGAUCUUACGGCGACAUUUCUUGGAGCUCACAAUUAAUUUUUUGGCCCCUUUUGGUCUAUAUUUUAGGACUACAGCGCCAUUGGAAGGAUCUUCUCCUUAUGUAGAUCCUCCUUCUUUGCCUCCAUUUAAUGCUGAUGAAUUUCUUGCAAGUUUAUCAGCCAGAGGUCCAGGGAAGUUCAUUUUGAAGCGAAUGAAAUCUAACUGGCUUGACUUCUACAGGCGGUUCCUGAACGGACCCAACUUCAUGCCUUGGUUUCAGAGGAGGCAUGCUGUAGCUGAACAGGAACAAGAUAGAUUGUGGAGGCAUGCAAGAAUGAAAACUGAUAUACAGCAUCUUAUAUCUAAAAUGUCUGAGUUGGAAGUUGUGGAUUCUUUCUGUGUUAUAGAGAGACUUCUGCUUAGAGAAUUACUGCUGCAGCAACCUGGAAAUGGAGGUAUUGAUUCCACGGCAACUUGUCACAAACUAAUGGGAGAUCUUCAGGCAGUUUUCAACGCACUUACAAAAGAUAUGCAACAGCUCAUGAUUUCAAAUCCACAAAGGGCAUCCCUCCUGCAAGGUAGCCCAGAAUUGACAAAACUUUCAGCACACUCACUUGUUCAAGCCGGGGAUGCGUCUUCUACAUCACCCACUUGAAUGGUAAAAGCAUGAAAACAGGUGGUCUUCCUAUGGUCUCGAAAGACACUUUUCCUUUAAGUCACCACUUCUGUCUGAUUGAGAGAAUUUGUGACCUUUGACGAGCCAUGGGAUAAACAGUUGUGUGAUAACUGCAAUUUGAUUGAUCAAUCCACUUUGAGAAGCAGACAUGAGAGAACUUGCCUCUUGACAAACAUACAUGGAAAAUUGAUUUAUUUGAAACUAGCCAGGUUGUAAGCUUGCCUUUGUCGGUUAUAAUUGUGGCUUCAUAUUGUUUCUAUUAUGAAGGACCAAGCUGUAAAUUAUUCACUUUAUUUUAGCCUCUAGUAAUGAUCUCUAUUCCAUGCUUUCUACAAUUCCAAAAUUCUCAAUGUAUGCAAUGGAUUAUCUCUCGAGCAAAGAUUCAUUUACAUGGGUUGUA
This is a messenger RNA of Glycine soja, 3121 nucleotides long. Its product is annotated as protein DENND6A-like. The record is from RefSeq and is a predicted model, not a curated record. The transcript has 6 exons. Gene Ontology annotation, cellular component: recycling endosome. NCBI's taxonomy places the organism in Eukaryota, Viridiplantae, Streptophyta, Magnoliopsida, Fabales, Fabaceae. Bases 670 to 2700 code for a protein of 676 amino acids. Gene Ontology annotation, molecular function: guanyl-nucleotide exchange factor activity.